AUGUCUUCAUUUUCAGUUGAAGAAUUCAUAGGAAAUGGAGUUUUAAAGGAACUGCUCCAAAAACUGUUGGAAGAAGGUUGGGAUGAUGUACCAACACUGAAGAUUAUGGGGACAGAAGACAUGGAUUUAAUAUACAUGACACAAAAGCAAAAGGAAGUACUUGGAAUGAGAUGCUACCUGCAUGAUAAAGGAGUGAUGCAAUAUGCUGAUAAGAUGGAGGAAAGUGGCGAAAAUCUGCUAGAGCUUCUCAAACUAAGCAGUAAUGAUCUUGUUUCGAAAUUCGAAAUGAAAAGAGGCCACGUCGCUCGUUUCAUUAACAAAACAAGAGGCGAUGAUUCUCUUAAGCUACAAAAACUUCCUCUAAGAAGAAAAACAAGCAUAGUAAUACAUGGAGAUGAUAGCAUCAUCCCGAAGAGUAAUGUAUCAAAUUACGCGUCAAGUAACAGUAGUACUACAAGAUCGAAUACAAGAAGCAAUGCAGGUUCUGAUGAGCAAUCGAUGAUUAAAGAUGGAUAUGUUUUUAAAGGGAUUGUAGCUUCUGAGCCAGCUGAGCUUAGAGCAUGUGGUUGUCUGAAACCACCUCAAGUUAGCGACCAAGUUGCUAAUUAUUGUGCUGUUGAGAAUAUUUCAGUUCAGAAAUUAACUCCUGAGUAUAAGAUUGGCAUGGAACCGUUGUUGAAAUUUAAAACUCCACCGUUGAAGGCUUCUGAACUUUGGCGAAAUAAACCGGCUGUUUUCUUGUGUCUUCGAAGACCAGGGUGCAUCAUGUGUAGAGCUGAGGCACACCAGCUUUAUUUAAGAAAACCAGUAUUUGAUUCACUUGGUGUUCAACUAUUUGUAGUUCUUCACGAGGACAUAGAAUCUGAGGUAAAAGAUUUCUGGCCUAGAUACUGGGGCGGCGUGGUAGUUCUUGAUCGUAGCAGGGAUUUCUAUAAAGCUCUUGGUGGUGGAAAACUACUUAAAGAGAAUUUUAUAUCAGGGUUUUUGCUGAAUCCAAAAGCACUUUCUAAUUAUAAGCGAUCGAAAAGUAUGAACAUUGAGUAUAAUUUUAAAGGUGAAGGUGAAAUAAAGGGUGGAUUGUUUAUUAUAGGGAGUGGAAAGAGUGGCAUUGCUUAUCAGUUUAUAGAGAGAAACUUUGGUGAUUGGGCACCAUUAGCUGAAGUCAUUGAAAUAUGUACUCAAAUGCAGAAGGUAACAAGAGGGUGA
This is a messenger RNA of Vicia faba (fava bean), 1206 nucleotides long. Lineage: Eukaryota; Viridiplantae; Streptophyta; Magnoliopsida; Fabales; Fabaceae. The record is from the annotation of a GenBank genome assembly.